AUGAGUUUACACAUCUUCCACCGGGUCACACACGAUGAAACCGAGUUACAUGCGAGGCUUGACGUCACGCCCGAGACCCGCUUGCGAGCCGUGUCUGAAGAUGGCGAGGAAACAGAAUACCUCGCAUCGGAAUCACCACUUCUGGCGACAUCCAGCCCCUUGAAAAUACAUCGACUGGCCGACCGACGAAUCUCCGUGGUCGAGGGACACUUAGCAGCUGCCCAGUCUUCGGGCUCUGCGUCGGCUCUCUCUCCACAAGAAUGGGUCAUGGACACUCUGCCCGGGCCCAACAUUACGGACAAACAGACAGUCCUGAGUUUUGCAGAAAUGACUGCAAACGACUAUAUUCAAGAACCGGGAACGGGCGAGUGGCAUACCAUCCAUGGUCAAUUUAACUACUCAGGGAGUUUUGGAUGGCAGAAGGACGGGCUUAGAGGGCAUAUCUACUCCGACAAGUCUAACAGCACCAUCGUCAUUUCCCUGAAGGGGACUUCGCCCGCUUUGUUCGAUGGCGCUGGUACCACUACCAACGAUAAAGUUAACGACAAUCUAUUCUUCAGUUGUUGUUGUGGCCAAGGAGGCUCUUAUCUAUGGAGGCAGUCGUGCGACUGCCAGACCAAAACAUAUACUGCAAAUUUGACUUGCAUCGUCGAAUCUAUGAAUGACGAAAACCACUACUACAAGCAGGCCUUGGAUCUUUAUUCUAACGUCACCGAGAUCUACCCGGACGCGAAUGUUUGGAUGACCGGCCACUCCUUGGGUGGCGCGAUGACCAGCCUGGUCGGGUUGACAUACGGAUUGCCCGUAGUGACUUUCGAGGCCGUGCCGGAAGCCUUGCCUGCAGCUCGACUUGGGAUUCCUAGCCCACCAGGCUAUGACUCGCGACUUCCGCAGGCGCGACAAUUCACUGGAGCUUACCAUUUCGGGCAUACCGCAGACCCAGUUUACAUGGGAACUUGUAAUGGAAUCAACUCGAUCUGCACAUGGGGUGGUUACGCAAUGGAGUCAGCUUGUCACACUGGUCAGGUGUGCGCCUAUGACACGGUCGGGGAUAAGGGCUGGCGUGUGGGCCUUGGCACCCACAAGAUUGAGAAUGUGAUCUCCGACGUGAUUAAGAAAUACGAUACAGUUCCAGCAUGCGUUGCGGAGGAAGAGUGCUACGACUGUGAGUUGUGGAAAUUUUUUAAAAGCAAUGGGUCCGAGAUUACGACUACCACCUCUACGACAACGGCCACCUCUUUCACAAGAACCUCUACAUGCAAGACCCCUGGGUGGUGGGGAUGUUUGGAUUCAAGUACCACUGGCGCCACUACGACCGCCCCAACUACUACCGCUACCACUACGACAUGCAAGACCCCUGGUUGGUUCGGCUGCAAUGACCCUACCACUACUACAGCUGCCCCCAUAUCCACAUUUACGACUACUCUGCCUACCAUGACUUCGAGUACCACUUGCCACAGUCCAGGGUGGUUUGGUUGCAAUGACCCUACUACUACAACUGCCGCACCCGUGUCCACAGUAACCACCACUUUCCCGGCAGCGACUCCGAGCACCAGUUGCCACACCCCAGGGUGGUUUUGGUGCCGUGAUCCUACCAGCACAUUGUCAAACACAGCCGCUGGCUUGGUAGCAACACCAACCUCUCGCUGA
This is a messenger RNA of Penicillium olsonii, 1650 nucleotides long. Lineage: Eukaryota; Fungi; Ascomycota; Eurotiomycetes; Eurotiales; Aspergillaceae. The record is from the annotation of a GenBank genome assembly.